GUUACAACGGCCUCCAUGCUGGUGCUUCUCUGGGUAGCUCACAUAAGUUGCUUUUGUACCGCAACAUAUUUUCGGGAUAUACCUCGACAGAGUUUUGUCCUGUACGAGUGUUGGAAUUCAGGAACUAAACGGAAUAUGUAUAGACAGUCGGUAAGAACAGGUCGCAUUUCUUAAAUAAAAAAUAGUGUUAAAGGAAUUGAGCAAGGCAUCAUGGCUGCUGCAGUUCAAUCAGCCGUUCGCAAAAAAGGACAAAGUUCGUGCGUUCAUCAUAAUGGGAAGACUGUAGAAUUCUUAUGUGAAAAGUGCAAUGAACUCGCGUGUAAAAAAUGUGUUGCUUCUUGCCACAGAGGCCAUGAGUUAACUGAGCUGGAUGAUAUAGCCGAACAGCAGAAAAUAAUAAUGAUCAGUUUUAUUGACGAAGUUGAAAAUAACAAACUGCCAAAUAUCAAAGAAAACAUUUGUUCGGUAGAUAAACAAAUAGAGAGUACCUCUGAGUACUUCGAUACGCUUGGAGCAAAGGUUCAAGAACAAGGGGUCAAAAUGAAGCACGAAAUUGACGUUAUGAUCGCCGAAUCUUUGUCUCUCUAUCAAAAACUGAAGGAAGACAACAUCCGGCUACUCACCGACUACAAGCAAUGUCUUGAAGACGGUCACGAAGGACUCAAAGAACAGCUACACGAAUGCAAGACACAGCUUCAAGACGCGUCUGUUAUUGAACUUCAUGACGCCGGACAUGCAUUCCGAACCAUAGCUUUGAACUUACCCGAUAUCCCUAAUUUACAUACCGCAGUCUUUGAAGCACCGACACACUAUCGCUGUUACCUAGAACAAGCGUUAGGGACCAUCACAACGAAUGCCCUGUCGGAAUGUCAAAGAGAGUCAAUCCCGCAGCUACCGUCACCGAAGAGAGAGUCAACAACUGCAACGCCAGUGUCGGGGGCGACAGCUUUAAAUAGACCGGCCGUGACGUACACGUUCCUACCCCAAACCAGUAUCAUGGGGAAAUUUCAGACGAAUCGAAUAGGCAAUAAGAUAUGUCCCACCGGCAGUGACGAAAUUUGGAUUUCCUACUCUGACGUUCUCGAGCUGUUAAACAAGAAAGGUGUGAUGAGGAGGCAGUUCAAGUUCACCGUGAGAAUCACAGAUAUCAGCAUAUCACCCAGAACAAGGAACAUUUGGGUGUGCUCUGACGCCGAUUCAAGCAUCAUGGAGUGUACACAGGGGGCACCCAGUCUGCGUUUCCACUGCAAGAACAAGCCCAUAUGCCUGUGUGUUACCAUAGGGAAUCAAAUAUUGGUGGGGAUGUCGCAAAGGGUGACCAAAUUCUCCCAGCAAGGAAAAUCUCUCCUCCGCACACAAACGCAGUCGUCGGGACGAUCAUUGGUUCGUUUGCCACAGAAAAUAGCAGAAUGUCGGCUGACACAGAACGUGGCUGUGGUUGAAAGGCAGAGCUAUGACGCGAAUUGUAAAUCGCAAGUUCUUGUCAUGGACAAAGAGUUUGGAGAGUUGUUCCGGUACAGAGGAGAUGGUCAACAAGCAGCAGGGGCUGUAUUUGACCCCUGGGAUGUGACCUUUGACAAUGCUGGAAAUCUUCUCAUUGCUGACUGUAACAAUCACAGUGUCCUUCUCGUCAGUUCUGUUGGGGAGUUCAUCAGGACGGUGUUCACGGACGAGCGGAGUACACAGGCAAUCUGUCUGAACAAAAACCAUGUCCUAUGGGCGGUGUUUGGUGACGUAGUCAAACGUCUACAGUACUAUAGUGCGUGAUUGUGAUUCGCAUAUUGCCUCUCCGACAAUUGUUCAGGUGUUUGGUCUGCAUAGUUAUACUGUUAUACAAAAUGAAAAGAACUAACUAUAUGUGCGCUGUUUAACUUAAAAGUCAUUCUGUAGUUUUAGUAACGGGUAUCGCAGGUACCGAUUGCCAAAAAACCGCUGUAAACGUUUUAGAUUCAGUUCCAUCUUUAUAUGACUAAAGAUGUUGCGCAGACGUUAAACUGCGUACGAACAAAAACAAAUAUGAAUUUUGUUUCAAAAACAAACAAAAAGGACAUAACUUGUAGGACACACCACGUGUGGCAUGUCAAUAAAGAAUAUGUGGAACAGAGGUAAGAUAUAUUAAUAGAGCAGUAAGGAAAAGGUUCUUAACGUUGCAAUAUAGAGCAUCUUUAAGAUAUCUGUCGUACUUGUGGUAUUUCAUUUUUUUUCGGACAACUAGUCCUUUAUUUUCACCCAAUUGUUUGGUUAAGUUUACCACAAUCUUUGAAGACUCUGAGCAUUCUUAUAAAUAGCGAAAUCAUAAAACUUCAUUUUUGCUCUAUCAUCUCAAAUUAGUUCGAACAUCAUCAGAAAAACCCCACUUCAUGGAGUUAUGCUAAUCUAUGACUUCCAGUUGCCAUAUCACAAAUUUUCGAAUUCAUUCCUAUGUUCAUUGUUUGGAAUUUGACGUGUAACGUUUCAUGGGUCAUAUUGUUCUGAGUGUACAUAUACAUUGAUAGGGAGUAUUGGACAAGGAAAACAGUAUGAAUCCACGAAGCGUAAUCAUACAACUUCUGUUGAUCCAUGUUCGGACAAUUUUUAUAACGAUUUGAUCAUUUUUUAUUCAAUUUUUACAACGAUUUGAUCAUUGCUGUAAUUUUUAACUUAAAGAACGUGAAUACUCUUCGAUUAUGUCAUACCUUAUAUAUCUAUGCUGUUUAAGACCGAUAUAAAAUGUGUCGGAUGUUUGGUGUUACCUACCUACCAAUUCUAAAAUGAAUUAUUUUCCUGUCAGCAUAUAGUUAUAAGCUGCUUCCAAUUUUGGUGCAAAAGCUUAACGCUGAAUAUGUUUACUCUGUUUAGCAACAUGUAGUCAUAACUGUGUUUAUUUGAGUUUUUUGUUAUGUGAAUAAUAACAAAUUGUAAUUAAAAACUUC
Molecule: messenger RNA, 2912 nt
Organism: Mizuhopecten yessoensis (Yesso scallop)
Lineage: Eukaryota; Metazoa; Mollusca; Bivalvia; Pectinida; Pectinidae
Product: E3 ubiquitin-protein ligase TRIM71-like
Exons: 2
Coding region: 211-1767 (518 amino acids)
Biological process (GO): proteasome-mediated ubiquitin-dependent protein catabolic process; negative regulation of translation; protein polyubiquitination
Molecular function (GO): zinc ion binding; ubiquitin protein ligase activity; translation repressor activity
Source: RefSeq, a predicted model, not a curated record